AUGGCCUCAUCAUCCUCAAAUGUCGUCGGUGUCCAUUACCGAGUAGCCAUCAAAUUUGAACCUCGAAAGAGCGAUGCUCCUCAGCUACGAGAUGAAUACCGAACCUACAAGAUUCUCGUGGGAUGCCCCGGUAUUCCCAACGUCUACUACUUCGGCCAGGAAGGCCUUCAUAACAUACUCGUCAUCGAUCUUUUGGGACCUUCGCUCGAGGACCUCUUUGACCGAUGCGGCCGACGAUUCUCCAUCAAGACUGUUGUCAUGGUCGCUAAGCAGAUGUUGUCGAGGGUUCAAACCAUCCAUGAGAAGAACCUCAUUUACCGUGAUAUCAAGCCGGAUAACUUCUUGGUGGGCCGCCCCAAGACCAAGGCCUCGAAUGUCAUCCAUGUUGUCGAUUUCGGCAUGGCCAAGCAGUACCGCGACCCCAAGACCAAGCAGCACAUCCCCUAUCGCGAGCGAAAAUCCCUCUCUGGUACCGCUAGGUAUAUGAGCAUCAACACCCAUCUAGGACGAGAGCAGUCCCGACGUGAUGAUCUCGAGGCUCUGGGUCAUGUCUUCAUGUACUUCUUGCGAGGCGGCCUUCCCUGGCAAGGACUCAAGGCUGCUACCAACAAGCAGAAGUACGAGAAGAUUGGCGAAAAGAAGCAGACCACCGUGAUCAAGGACCUCUGUGAGGGGUUCCCUGAAGAGUUCUCCAAAUAUCUGACCUACGUCCGCAACCUCGGCUUCGAGGACACCCCCGAUUACGAUUACCUCCGGGACCUCUUUACUCAAGCUCUGCACUCCGUCGGCGAGGUUGAGGAUGGCGAAUACGACUGGGACAAGGUGUCUAGCGAGUCGGGAAAAGGCUGGGAUUCGGGGAAGCACGGCCCCGGGUAUCUGCACAACCCCAACGCGCGCCCCGGCCCUUCCCAGAUGGAGCUGCAUGGCAGCCGCCACAUGACCAACUCGUCUCCUCACCAGCAAGCCCAGAACCUAACAGUCGGCCGUUUAAACGCCGCGCAACCCCCCUCCUUCACCGAUCAAGCAGCUGAACAAGCCGAGAGAUCGGUCAAACGUCCCCGGCGCUCUGGGCACGCCGAUGGGCAACGGGGUGGGGGUCAUCACGGAUUGCCGACGCCCAACGGCUCAACUCAAGCUCAGUUCCAGAACAGCACUCAAAACCUCCCACAGAGACCGGCUCAGGCGCCCCAUAUGACUGCCCAGCCGCAGGUCAAUAAUGGACAGGCUGUGAACGGCGCUGCCAACCCGGAACCCACCGGCUUCCAGAAGUUCAUCAAGACGAUCUGCUGUGGUUAA
Molecule: messenger RNA, 1296 nt
Organism: Parascedosporium putredinis
Lineage: Eukaryota; Fungi; Ascomycota; Sordariomycetes; Microascales; Microascaceae
Source: the annotation of a GenBank genome assembly